Physcomitrium patens is the source of this 4886-nucleotide messenger RNA. The record is from RefSeq and is a predicted model, not a curated record. NCBI's taxonomy places the organism in Eukaryota, Viridiplantae, Streptophyta, Bryopsida, Funariales, Funariaceae.
UUGUGUGAGAGAUCAGAUGCGAAAGUGGGCGUGUUGUCGUUUUCCCCUUGUGUGUGGGUUUGGGACUCUUGGCUGUGAGGGAUUGUGGAAAGGUGUCUCUUGUCACCUUUUUGUGGCCCAAGACGAGGCUGAGCAGGUCACCCUCUGGGGUUUUAGGACACGCCCACUUGUCAACGAUUUGUGUUUGUGGUGGACAAGUACCGAGCUGCGUGGAAAAAAGCGUAGGAAAGUUGAGUACCGACACGGCCCUGAACCGCGGAAUUAGGUUUUUGUAGUGCCAGGAUGCGCAAGCGCUUGCCUCCCGCUGCGUACCUUUCGUGCAUCUCGUGUUUGAAUUGGAAGUGGUUUGGGUGGGAGAUCUUGCAUGGGGCAAAGAACGUGUUGUGGGGGACUUUCAGAGCGGCAGGUGUGCGGUGGAAUGUCGCGCUGUGAUGGACGCUCGGUUACGCUCGCCGCAAUCACGGAGAUUUCUAACAGUAGCUUUGGGCAGACCUGGAAAGGAUUUCACUUCUUUCUUUGAUGCGGACCCAGGUGGAGAUCCCUUGAUGCCGCGACGGGUCCUGAGAUAGUCUGUUCUUGGUGUGUCAAUUGGUUUUUUUUUGUUUUUUGUUUUUUGUUUUUUUUUUUUUCGCUAUGGGGCCGUCAGGAGUUGAAAGAAGCUGAAUGUUGUGAGGUCUUCGCUUCGGGUGAAGCGUUUCCGUUGUACCUAAGGUACAGUCCACUUCACAGAAUAGCCUGUCGUGGUAAUUUUGCUGCUGUUGGGAAGCGUUUAUUUUCAUUUUUCUUUAUCAGUUUGGGACAAGUACAUACCCUAAUUUUUUUAAGAGGACUAUUGCUUCUGUUAGUAAGUGCGGUUUCAGCAUCUGAUCGGAGGAUUUCAUUUAGGGAUUUCUGUAUAAUUGAUUUGGGUCAAAUGCGGCAUGUCAGGUUCAUUCAGCACCUCCUUACACGUUUGAGUCUUUCUAUCAUGUAAAUAAAAUAGUAUUUUUUUGGUUCCUUGUUAUAUAUGUAGAAUCUCCUAUAUGAUGCCUGCGGUGCCACAACUGCGUGUUUCGUAGGUUUGUCCCUCUCAGGAAUUGAUUAUCUCUGCACCUGCAGACAACAUAGUUUUGAAUGGCCGCCGAUGAUAGUCAAGGCGGCAUACCCUGGCUGGCUGAUGGGUUACUUAUUCGACCUGAGCUCACAAAUGGUGGUGAACCGAACCCUUCGUCCGAAGUUGGUGAGCAUGACAAUAGCAGGAAAGAAUUCAUAGACACGGACCAGGCUAAAGUUCCAGACGAGCAGCUGACAUACGAUGAAGCAUUAUUAUGUGAAGCAGCUGAAGCCAGCUACACCUUCGCGUCAGGGCACGGAAACCUUUUAGGAGGUUCCGAGAUACCCGAAACUGAGCCUGAAGCACAGGCUUUUGACAGUCCAAUUGGUUACGCUCCGCUUCCAAAGUUGAAAGAGAGAUUUUUGUCUUACGAUGAUGACCUGGCUCAAUUCGUGAAGCCUUCUUUGAUGAGAAAUCUUCUAGUUGGGAACGAGCAACAUGAGACUAUAUCUAUGGAGAGAACUUCCCUUCAAAGCUUGGAGGAAUAUUAUAAACAGGAGAUUCGAAAUCUGCGUCCUGGAUCGGAUGCACGAUCACUCCUACAGAAUCCGACGACACCACCGCAUAACCACCGAAAACGUGUCAAGUACCUUCCUCUCCUCUCGCGACAACAUCCUCUAAGUGCCAGUGCAGGUGGACCUUCAGUAGACUACUCAAGCUCAUCCAGCUGUCAGUCGUUGCAAUUCGAAGGUUUUCCCAGAGAGAGUUCAUCAAUAGGUCCCCCUUCCAAUCCCUCAUCGCAGUUGCUGGAUAGAAGUGAGGGCAACAUGGAGUCUGGCAAUGCCGGAGAUGGGAGUGAGGAUAGCAACGUCGAAAAGGCGAAGGUUAAUGGAUCACGCUUUGAUCUAACCGACGAUUUGCUCAUCAAGGUGUUCUCCUGUUUGGACCAUAUCACUCUAUGUCACGCGGCUUUGGUUUGUAGACAGUGGCGUGCAGCAAGUGUCCAUGAAGAUUUUUGGAAAUCAUUGAAUUUUGAGUACCGCAAAGUAACAAAUGCGCAAGUUGCGGAAGUGUGCGCUCGUUAUCCAAGGGCAACCGAGCUACAUUUGAAGAAUACAGCCAAUGUUGAAGAUUGGCUGAUCCUUGAUGCUAUGCGUUCUCUCAGGAACCUGGAGGUGCUCACAUUGGGUGGAAAUUUGCUGGAUGAAAUGUUUUUCUCUACAAUUUCUAACUCUGCAUCUUUACGCACUUUGAGUAUAACGGAUGCUAGCUUGGGAAGUGGAGGUGCUCAAGAAGUGCAGCUACGACAUGAAGGUUUACGUUCACUGCAAAUUAUCAAGUGCCGGGUCCUCCGACUUGCCAUUAGGUGUCCACAACUGGAGGAACUUUCGCUGAAUCGAACUGGUACUGCUUCUGCGGUGCUGCAUUGCCCUCGUCUUACGAGCUUAAAUGUCUCGUCUUGUCACAAGCUUUCGGAUGCUGGAGUUCGUGCUGCCGCAAUAGCCUGUCCACUGCUGACAUCUUUGAACAUUUCCAGCUGUGCGUAUGUCACUGAUGAUACUCUUCGCGAGGUUUCUCUUGCGUGCCCAAAUCUUGAGAUUCUUGAUGCCUCCAACUGUUCCAAUAUUUCCCUUGAGGGAGUGCGCAUGCCCAUGUUGACAGAGCUUAGACUGCAAAAUUGUGAAGGCAUUAACUCCUCCUCUAUGGCUGCUCUUUCACAUUGCAUAAUGCUCGAGGUGUUGGCUAUGGACUGCUGUUGGCUGCUUACAUCGGUGACUCUCGACCUGCCACAUUUGCGAUCCAUCAGCUUGGCUAAUAAUAAGAAGUUGGUGGAGCUUACAUUACGCAGUCCUUUUCUUGCUUCGCUCAACCUCACUAAUUGUCCCGCUCUUAAUCACAUCGACCUCGCUUCCAGCAGUCUGCUGAGACUUGACCUGAAAAAUCAAUCGAGUUUGGCAAGUUUGGCUUUGCGUUGCCCUUGGCUACGAGUUGUAGACCUCUCUGACUGUGAAUCUCUGACAGACCUGGUCUGCAACGUUUUCAGCGAAGGAGGAGGCUGCCCAAAACUGAAUACGCUGGUUCUUGACAAUUGUGAUGGCUUGGUGAAAGUGAAGCUCUGUACUGCAUCUCUUGAGAAGCUCUCAUUAGUGGGUUGCAGAAAGGUUUCGACCCUUGAGCUGUCGUGCAUUGGGCUCCAGCACCUUCACUUGGAUGGGUGUGACCGUCUGAUAGAUGCCUAUUUUGUUCCAGUUGGAUUAUUGUCUUUGAACCUUGGCAUCUGCCCCCAUCUGACAAAUCUGGUAAUCAAGGCCGAUCAGAUGAUAGCCUUGGAUUUGCGGGGUUGUGGACUUCUUUCUCAAGCGAUCAUCGAUUGUCCAAGUCUUUCAUCUUUAGACGCUUCAUAUUGCAGUAAAUUGGGUGACGAGUGUUUGGCGACCACAACCUCUGCUUGCCCAGCAAUUCAGCAACUCGUCUUGGCUGCAUGCUUCUUAGUUGGUCCUGCGGGGCUCUUGGCUUUGAAGAAACUGGUUGAUUUGACUGUUCUAGACCUCUCCUACACUUUUCUUACUGAUCUAUCACCAAUUUUUGAAGCUUGCCCCCGUCUGAAGGUCUUGAGACUAUCUGCUUGUAAGUAUCUUGAGGAAAACGCUCUGGAUGCUUUGCAUGGUGGCAAGAAGCUCCCCGAACUUCAAGAACUGGACAUAUCAUAUGGCAGCUUGGGUCGGAGGGCCAUUGAAACUGUUCUUACUGAAUGCCCCCAUCUGGUUCACAUAAGCCUCAAUGGCUGUGCAAGUGUGACUGAUCAUUUAUGGGCUCAUCUUUGCUCACGACAAGAACCUCUAGAACCGGCUGAUUCAAUGGACGUUUUUCCUACGAGUGUAGACAUGGUUGACUUGGUUGCGGAGCAGGGCAGUGCAAGGGAUGCUAACUCUGCAAUGGAGGUGGUUGUUGGAAAUCGGAGCAGCGUUGAGUUUUCUACUUCUGAACGCGCACUGCAGAGCUUGAGUUGCGUUGGCUGUCAAAAUGUUCGCUCUGUUAGAUUAGUGGCAGAGGCUUGCCCUCAUCUCUCUACAAUCAGCCUGUCGCUCUCCACUAACAUUCGGGAAGUUUAUCUCGCAUGUACUAAUCUUGUGUCACUUAACUUGAGCAACUGUGCUUCUCUCUCAGUGCUCAAUUUGGAAUGUCCCCGCCUCCUGACCCUUUCUCUCCACGGCUGUGGAAUCGAGUUUCAGAUGCUUGAAGUUGCCCUUCAGGGAUGUACUAUUCUAAAGAGUCUAGAUCUUCGCAACUGUACUAAGAUCAUCGCUGCUGAUUUAGCCUCUAUUCGUGGUCGAGCCCUCAGCAUCAAACGUCUCUACAGCACCAUACCUCCAGAGCACCGGCUGCCUUCAUAUUAACAUUUGGCAUGCGCAAGGCUCGGUUAGGACAACUUUUUUCGAAGAACACUAGGCACCAGACGAGGUUCUAUGAAGCAGUCAUUGUAUAAGUAAUUUUGUUGAUCUAUCUACAGACUAAAGAUACGAAGUUAGGAGAGUUUUGUUGCCUCAAGCAACAUAUUCGUGAAAUACCUAGAUUUUUUUUUUUUUUCAUAAGGAAUUUUACCCUCUCUCAAUGUAUUUGCUCACUAUGAGAGGUAUGACAGUCGGGAUUAUUAUGACUAGAAUCACAUCUGCAGCUUCUGUGGUUCUUAUUUCUAUCGUACCUUCUGUACAUAUAUUUGGUAUGAGGAACCCUCCUUACCGCUCGCUCUUGAACAUGAGCUUGAGUGGGUAAAUUUAUAUUUUGCUGUGAGGCCUUUGAGACAGAAUCAUUAAGUGAUCAGUUACCUGACUGACCAAGAUCGUUACGAAAA